AUGUGGCCCGGCCAAGCCAUGACUCUCAAGGUCAACCAAGUAAUCCACCACGAGAAGAGCAAGUACCAAGACGUCCUCAUCUUCGAGUCCAGCGACUAUGGAAUGGUGCUGGUGCUGGACAAUGUUAUACAAUGUACGGAGAGGGACGAGUUCUCCUACCAGGAGAUGAUCACCCACCUCGCCAUGAACGCCCACCCCAACCCGGAGAACGUCCUCGUCAUCGGCGGCGGCGACGGCGGCGUCCUGCGCGAAGUCGUCAAGCACUCGUGCGUCAAGAAAGCGAUCCUCUGCGACAUCGACGAGGCCGUGAUCCGGCUCUCCAAGAAGUACCUGCCGGGCAUGAGCGUAGGCUUCCAGCACCCGGCCGUCGAGACCGUUGUUGGAGAUGGCUUCAAGUUCCUCGCGGACCGCAAGAACGAGUUCGAUGUCAUCAUCACGGACAGCAGCGAUCCGGAGGGCCCGGCGGAGAGCCUGUUCCAGAAACCCUACUUUGAGCUGCUGAACGGGGCGCUCAAGGAUGGUGGUGUCAUCACCACGCAAGCGGAGAACCAGUGGCUCCACAUGCCGCUCAUUGCCCAGCUGAAGAAGUCGUGCAAGGAGGUGUUCCCGGUUGUCGAGUACGCCUACACAACCAUUCCGACCUAUCCAUCGGGACAGAUUGGCUUCAUGGUCUGCUGCAAGGAUGGGAGCCGUAAUGUGAAGAAGCCGUUGAGAUCCUGGUCGCAGGAAGAGGAGGAGAAGCUGUGCAAGUACUACAGCAAGGAGAUCCACGAGGCCUCAUUCGUAUUGCCGAACUUCGCAAGGAAGGCGUUGCGGUAG
Molecule: messenger RNA, 819 nt
Organism: Coniosporium apollinis CBS 100218
Lineage: Eukaryota; Fungi; Ascomycota; Dothideomycetes
Product: spermidine synthase
Exons: 3
Coding region: 1-819 (272 amino acids)
Biological process (GO): spermidine biosynthetic process
Cellular component (GO): cytosol
Molecular function (GO): spermidine synthase activity
Source: RefSeq, a predicted model, not a curated record